AAGUCAGUCACGGUUACCAGGGACUUCGGCUUUGCUGGUAUCCAAGUGAAGACGUGAUUUUUGGGGAACUCGUCGAUUCUUCAGAGAGAAGCAGAGAACCUCUAGUUUCUGUCCGGUAACAGAGGACCUACCUGCGGACUGAAGGUUGAUGCUGUUACUGCUCAGCUGGAAGGCAAACAGUUAGAAGUUAGAAAAAAAUGGCGCAGAGAAAGAAUUCGAAAAGUCACUCUAAAAAAGCAGCCCUGUCAGUCAUCAGGGGUCUGCAGCGUACCACAAGGAAGGGGAAGCCUAACCUUAAAUAGAGCCUGAAACCGAUGGAGCCAACCAGCAGCAGGACCUUAACAGUCUGUGGCUCCAGCUUGGCUCAGAGAGGGGAAGAUGAUUCCAGUGGAGCACAAAAAUGGAAAACGGACCGAAGGAGGAGGAGGAGCAGCUGCAGAAGGAGGUCCAAAGUUUUCCAUGUUCACCUGGUUUGUGGUUCUGUCUCUGCUGGGAGUCUGGAGCUCCGUGGCCGUGGUGUACUUCGACAUCGUGGACUAUGACAGCGUCAUUGCGAGGACUCAGGAGUUUCGUAUGAACUUCUCUGAAGUUCUGCAAGGAAAACUAGCCGCCUACGACACAGAUGGUGACGGAGACUUCGAUGUGGAGGAUGCCAAAGUUCUGCUCGAUCAGAAGAAGUUUGGAGGAAGCUCUCCAAGGCUGGAAAAAGAGGAGGAGGAGAAGAAGGAGGUGAAGAAGAGAGGAGAGACUUCAGAAGAACCUGAAACAUCACAAACCAAAGUCAGAGGCGUCAAGCUGCGCUCGGUCCUUAGAGAUGAGCUGAGGCUGAUCCACGAGAAAAUGGAGGCCAAGAGGAUUGCUCGGAUCGCACUGGCCGAGAUCCGGGAGCUCCUGGCUGAGGAGCAGGAGGAGAGGGAGGCAAUCUGGGCACAGAAGAUUAGGGACCUGGAACAAGUGAGGGGCAAGAGGAGGAUGGAGGAAGAGAGGGCGGAGAAAGAAAGACUGUCCAGAGAGAAGGCGGAAAAGGAGAGACUGGCCAAAGAGAAGGCGGAACAGGAGAGACUGACCAGGGAGAAGGCGGAACAGGAAAGACUGGCCAAAGAGAAGGCGGAACAGGAAAGACUGGCCAAAGAGAAGGCAGAACAGGAGAGACUGACCAGGGAGAAGGCGGAAAAGGAGAGACUGUCCAAAGAGAAGGCGGAACAGGAAAGACUGUCCAAAGAGAAGGCGGAAAAGGAGAGACUGGCCAAAGAGAAGGCGGAACAGGAAAGACUGGCCAAAGAGAAGGCGGAACAGGAAAGACUGGCCAGGGAGAAGGCGGAACAGGAGAGACUGGCCAAAGAGAAGGCGGAACAGGAAAGACUGGCCAGGGAGAAGGCGGAAAAGGAGAGACUGGCCAAAGAGAAGGCGGAACAGGAAAGACUGGCCAAAGAGAAGGCGGAAAAGGAGAGACUGGCCAGGGAGAAGGCGGAAAAGGAGAGACUGGCCAGGGAGAAGGCGGAACAGGAAAGACUGGCCAAAGAGAAGGCGGUACAGGAAAGACUGGCCAAAGAGAAAGCGGAAAAAGAGAGACUGUCCAAAGAGAAGGUGGAAAAGGAGAGACUGGCCAAAGAGAAGGCGGAACAGGAAAGACUGGCCAAAGAGAAGGCGGAAAAGGAGAGACUGGCCAGGGAGAAGGCGGAAAAGGAGAGACUGGCCAGGGAGAAGGCGGAACAGGAAAGACUGGCCAAAGAGAAGGCGGUACAGGAAAGACUGGCCAAAGAGAAAGCGGAAAAAGAGAGACUGUCCAAAGAGAAGGUGGAAAAGGAGAGACUGGCCAAAGAGAAGGCAGUACAGGAAAGACUGGCCAAAGAGAAGGCGGAAAAGGAGAGACUGGCCAAAGAGAAGGCGGAAAAGGAGAGACUGGCCAAAGAGAAGGCGGUACAGGAAAGACUGGCCAAAGAGAAGGUGGAAAAGGAGAGACUGGCCAAAGAGAAGGCGGUACAGGAAAGACUGGCCAAAGAGAAGGCGGAAAAGGAGAGACUGGCCAAAGAGAAGGCGGAGAAGGAGAGACUGGCCAAAGAGAAGGCGGUACAGGAAAGACUGGCCAAAGAGAAGGCGGUACAGGAAAGACUGGCCAAAGAGAAGGCGGUACAGGAAAGACUGGCCAAAGAGAAGGCGGAAAAGGAGAGACUGGCCAAAGAGAAGGCGGAGAAGGAGAGACUGGCCAAAGAGAAGGCGGUACAGGAAAGACUGGCCAAAGAGAAGGCGGUACAGGAAAGACUGGCCAAAGAGAAGGCGGAAAAGGAGAGACUGGCCAAAGAGAAGACGGAACAGGAAAGACUGGCCAAAGAGAAGGCGGUACAGGAAAGACUGGCCAAAGAGAAGGCGGAAAAGGAGAGACUGGUCAAAGAGAAGGCGGAAAAGGAGAGACUGGCCAAAGAGAAGGCGGUACAGGAAAGACUGGCCAAAGAGAAGGCGGAAAAGGAGAGACUGGCCAUGAAGAAGGUGGAAAAAGAGAGACUGGCCAGGGAGAAAGUGCAGAGGAUGAGGCUGGCUCAAGAAAAGGCAGCUAGAGAAGAGAGAGAACAACUAGAACAACAGAGGGCAGAAAAAAGGAUGGAGAGGGAGCGCAUGACCAAAGAAAGAGAUAGACUAGAGCAAGAGAAGUCAGAGAAGGAAAGAAUAGAGAAGGAGAGACUCCUAAAAGAAAGACUUGCUAAAGAGAAAGCUGAGAAGGAAAGGAUAGAAAUGGAGCGACUUAGUAAGGACAGAGAGAGAAUCGCUAAACAGAAGCAGCAACAAGAACAAGAAAGGAUUUCUAAAGAGAAAGCAGAAAGUGAACAGCUGGGGAAGGAAAGACUGGCCAAGGAUAAGGCUAGGAUAGAGAGAGAAUCUAAGGAGAAGGAAGAGAGGGGGACAAUUGCUCAAGGAACAGCUAGAAUGGCUCAGAAGGAGAUGUCAGAGAAGGUCCUGGUGAUGAGAAAGGAGGGGGAGAAGGUGAGGGAACAAAUGAUGAAGGAAAAAGAGAAGCAAAAGGAGGAAAAGUCAGAAAAAGAGAAAAUAUCCAGGCAGAAGGAGGUGAGACAGUGGCUGGCUAGGGAGAGGGACAUCCAGGAGAAAAUGGCGAAGGAGAAGCAACGAAACGUCACAAAGAACAACAUGAAGAGACAAGAGCUUUCAGAGACGAAGAACAACGCUUCCCAAACUCGAGCUCCAGCAGCCAUUAGGAGGGAGAAGAUUGUUGAUGGGACUAAAAAAUGACUGGAUAGAUGAGCUCAUGGAGCUACAGCCCUUUAGUUCAUGGAAACAGAUGAACGAAGGAUCGAGAUGAGAAGUUGAACCCGUUUAGCCUGCGUUGGAUUUGUUUGGACACGCAGGUGUUGUCGUACCUGUAAACAAGCGACAAUGUCACCAACGUUUAGAUUUAGUGAGUUGAAUCAGAUGCUUUUAUUUUGUGGGGGCUGGUGCCUGUCUCCAGGCCUCAUUGGGCGAGAGGCAUGGCCCACCCUGGACAGGUCUCUAGUCCAUCAGAGGACAACCAAUCAUGUACACUCACUCUUAUCUAAGGACAAUUUAGAGAGACCAGUUACAUCAAUGUCAUGUUUUUAGACUGUGGGGGAAAGCUGGAGAACUCGGACAGAACCAAACGUGCUCAGGAGGAACACACAGACUCCAUCCAGAAAGACUACAGGCUAGGAUUUAAAUCCAGUCAAUAGUGCUACCAGCCGACCCACUGUGCAGAGUCUGGUUUGUACCAUCAGAUGGUACACAAUGGAGACUUUCAUACGGACGCCAUUUCUUACCACUGUACUGAACCAUCACUCCAUUUGUCUUCAUUGUUGGGUAUUUAGGAUGAAUUAUGGGGGUAAAUAAUCAUUAGGUCAAACAUAAUUAAAUUAAUAUGAUUUUUUUUUUAUCAAACCAUGAUGCCGUUUUCCUGAUUGUUGUCCAGAUCCCUGUUUGGGCCAAUUGACCCUUAUAAAGAAUGAGAUAUUCUGACCCCUGAUCAAACCAUAAUAACUGAGUGACCUCCUGCUGGCAGACAUUUAUUUCAGUUACGUUUUCCUAUUGUUGAAUAUGUUCAGGUAAUAAAGAAACGUUGGUUUGAUCUGAAAGCGGGCGCGAGACAUCCCCAAAGUGGGUACAAACUGACACCUGACUGGGACAAGACCAACUUUUUUGAAUAGAAUUGAGUUGAAUUUAUUUGGUGAUGGCGUGCCGUUCAGCGCAUCAUUAGCACUUCAUGACCACAGUCAAGUAUCGCCACCAAGGAUAAACACACCAGAAAGCCAGAAGCUGAUUCCCAUCCUUGUUGUACUUUAAAGCAAACAGAAACGUAUGAAAACACCAGCACCGUUUAAAUGCCGCAGUGUGAUGUAAACGAUAGUGUUGACAUGGAGAACACAGCAGGGGGCGCUAUAGAAAGGAAAUAGACUCCUCCCCCUUCCUCUCUGUGGUUCUUCAGCUCUGUGUCAGAAGCUCCACCCCUCUACUGGUGGUUGACAAACAUGCAGCUUGUAACCAUGGUAACUGUUGGUUAGCCAGCUUUAAACAACCAAUCAAAACCAUCUGAAAUCUCCCUGUAAGCAGAGGCAUUGAGUCUAUCUAGCACAGCUGGAAGAGCUAUUCCUCAUAGACUGUAUUAAUAAAUAUGACCUGAUGUAUAUCUGUGUGGUUGUUUCCUUUGGUUUUAAUACAUUUCUGUCAUUUUUGCUUCAUAAAUGUCUGCUGUUUGCAGAAUAGAUGCCAUUUUUUUAUUCAUUAGGUUUCUAUGUAGCUGUUUGAAGCAGGAACAUCUGGACUGGAGGAGGUGGGUUUCAGCUCUGAUGUCACAGCGCUUCUUAAAGAUGUGAAAAAUUAGAAUCAACAUGUAAAUGUUUGGACUAAAUGAUGGAAACAUUUCAGAGUUUAGUUGUUUUUCUUCUGUUCAGAAUUUUCCUGAUGAGGAUCAUCUCUCCUGUCCUGACUUCUUCCUCCUAUCUUCUUCACAAGCAUCCUCAGCUCCUCACUGGUCUUAUAAACUGGGUGAAACUGUGACAUUUACCUGUGAACCGCAUCAGUCACACAUCCACACUGCAGGGUUCUGUUCUGGUGCUGUUUUCAUGUCUGGGCUUUAAUAAAACUGCAGGAACUGUU
Molecule: messenger RNA, 5118 nt
Organism: Girardinichthys multiradiatus
Lineage: Eukaryota; Metazoa; Chordata; Actinopteri; Cyprinodontiformes; Goodeidae
Product: un-named hu7910
Exons: 9
Coding region: 379-3243 (954 amino acids)
Biological process (GO): peptidyl-aspartic acid hydroxylation
Cellular component (GO): membrane; endoplasmic reticulum
Molecular function (GO): peptidyl-aspartic acid 3-dioxygenase activity; protein binding
Source: RefSeq, a predicted model, not a curated record